CUUACAUGGACACUAUCGUAGGUACAAACGUGCAGUGAGGAUACGUUUAACCGUGUUAUUAGUUUAUAACGUUUGAGUAUAUGCAUUUACCAGUAAUUUUUUGAACAAAUCACGUGAAUCCACGUGUUUAAGACAAGGUCGAAGGGCAAGAAUUAAAUUGAUAGAGUAAUCUCUGCGUAUGGUCGAUUUUACAUUUAGCGGGACUGGUUUGCAAGUCCUAUGUAACCUUGUUCUUGCGUCAGGACAAAUUAUAUAAGCCGGAAAGAUGGUUAAACGUUAUGAAAACAAUAUAACCUUCCAGUUCAGUUGGAACCAAGUUGUUCAAGGAUUUUGGCAAAGAUAUCCAAAUCCCCACAGUCUUCACGUUCUCUCGGAGGACACUGUGUCGAGAGAAAUUAAAAACGGAGUGCUCUACACUACACGACUGCUCACAAAGACGAACAGAUUACCUAAAUGGGGAGAGAGAUUUAUCAGUAAAAAUAUUGUAAAAAUUGUAGAAGAAAGCAUCAUGGAUCCAAAAACUAAGACACUAACAACUUACACGAGAAACUUAGGUUACACCAAAGUUAUGAGUAUCAUGGAAAAAGUUGUCUACAGGGUUUGCGAUGAUAAUCCUAACUGGACGGUAGCGCACAGAUCUGCAUGGAUUGACAGCCACGUGUUUGGAUUUAGUAGAGCCAUCCAAGCGUUCGGAUUGGAGAGAUUGAAAAAAAAUUAUAAUCUAAUGUACACUGGUUUUAAUUACGUUUUGGCGCACAUGUUUCCACAGACGGCACAAUAUAUGAAUCCAUCGCUGUCUCAAAUGGGCUUUAUUCAUCGGCUCGACGAAGGGAUAAGAUCUACGCUGGCAGAAGACUUCCAACAUUCCUUUCAAGGCAAGGCGGAGAAAGUGAAGGACGCUGCGAAGAAGGCCACGGAUUUAGCAAAGAAAAAAGCUGGACCGCUUUACGUGGCGUGCCAACCACAGCAGUCGUAAACGAUUUAGCGGGCGUAAGAAACGCUGAAGAAUAUUUUGUUGAUAAAUAACGAUAAAUUAAGGGAGGAGAAUUUUAAGACUCGACCGAGAUUCCCAGCGGUCUUGUACGAUGAGGCGCGUAUCGUAUAGAAACUAGCAGUAACUUUGACAGUCUUUGUAUACAGCGAUUCUUUCGUUCGUAUAAUAACUAGGUAGAGCCGACACAACGAAAUUGUUAAUAAGGAUAAUUCGGGGUGUAAAAUCCAUUCACAAGUUCGGAUACCUAUACAACCUUGCCUCCGCAACGCAAGAGUCGUAGUAAAUUGUCGCGUAAAGAGCACUGCUGCGAUAGUACUAAAUAUUAUAUGUUACAGUACCAUUCCUUUCAACUGCCAAUCCAUUUUUAAUUAUUAAGAGCUGCAUAAUAUGAGUGAGUAAUUUGAGGUAUUAAACGUAAAAUCAUUUUUUCUUCGACGACAAUGGUAAUUGUUUCACUUCGAGCUACUCUGAUUGCAUUUUCUCGGUUAAACGGUGUCGGACAAAAUUUAAUCAAAAUUAAUUUUGAUUUCUCUGACAUUGCAUUGUUCCUAUAGAAUAAUGAAUCGUCAAACUGAUCAAAUUGUUGAUUAAGGUAAUAAGCGUGACACCAUUGACCAAUGAUCAAUUUAAUUAACUAAAAAUUCGUCAUUUAAUAAAAAAAAAGAGCACAAUAUUAGAAAGGUUAACGUUUAAUUUAAUUUCAAUCGUACAUUAAUAAAUUUGUUAUUGCAUUGCAAACGAUGCGCGUUGCAGCGUGAAAUAUAGGAGUAUUACCAAAGACAUUUUUCUGAAAAUUUCUACGAAUUGAAUUCACUAGAAUAAAUCAUGAUUCUCGUUGAUCGAGUGUUAAGUUUAAAAAAAAAAUACGUGAGACUACCUGUGUCACAUUUGAUUUUUAAUGAGACGUGUUGUGCAUUUCGCUUUUUGAUCGUCGGAUCGACGCACCGGUGCGACGAUUUAAUUUUAUCUCUAACGGUUUGUAUCGGUAUUCGAUGCUUGGUACUUAACGACAACUGUGAAAUUUGAAUUUUACAUGCAAUUAAUGCAAAUUUCUUUGGGUUGCGCGUGCAAGUUUUAACAGAAUAGUCUCUGCAGUCCCUGUACAUAGUAAUACAUUUGUAUAAAUGCAGUUGCAAAGAAUAUAUAGCAAAUCUAUGUUGCACUAAAUUGUAAUAUAAUAGAGUCUAAUUAUAGUCGGCAUUGUCCAUAAAUAGUGCAAAGAUCGACGUAUCGCAUAGACAGAGAUAUGUAUUAGAAUACAGAAGAAUACAUAUGUUAAAAAAAAAAACAAGAUUUAAUAUUUAUUAUUGAUGUUUUGCCAUAAUCGAGACUGGCGCAAACCAUACUGGUCAAUGACUCCCUCCUUCGCGAAAGCAAAUAAUCUUUUUUUGUGUCAUUAAUUUU
Molecule: messenger RNA, 2398 nt
Organism: Colletes gigas
Lineage: Eukaryota; Metazoa; Arthropoda; Insecta; Hymenoptera; Colletidae
Gene: prel
Product: PRELI domain-containing protein 1, mitochondrial
Exons: 5
Coding region: 266-976 (236 amino acids)
Biological process (GO): phospholipid transport
Cellular component (GO): mitochondrial intermembrane space
Molecular function (GO): phosphatidic acid transfer activity
Source: RefSeq, a predicted model, not a curated record